AUGGCUAGGCUGGGCUCGGUGGUGCGGUGGUGCGGCGGGUGGAGGGAGCGGCGGGCGCGGCGGCAGAAGCAGCUGCGCCUGCGGCGGCAGCACGGCGGCGGCACGGUGUGGCUCGGGCGGCGGCGCAGGAGCUGCGGCCGGCUGGCCGUGUCGCGGCUGGUGCGGUGGCGGCUCGUCGCGGAGCUGCUGCGGCCCAUCAGGAAGGCGCUGAUGGAGAUGGUCGCAGGAGCGGCGUUGGCUGGGUCCGGGUCCGGGUCCGCCCCCGGCCGCCGGCAGCUGGUUACGCUGCCGCAGCUCAAUUUCCCCUUCGUCGGCACGCUCACGCUCCCGGCCAUCGCUUAG
Molecule: messenger RNA, 342 nt
Organism: Miscanthus lutarioriparius
Lineage: Eukaryota; Viridiplantae; Streptophyta; Magnoliopsida; Poales; Poaceae
Source: the annotation of a GenBank genome assembly